GUGAUCUAGUUGGUGAUCUAGUUUGUGACUGUCUUGUGUUCAAGGCGAUCUACGUUGUGACUGUCCUGUGUGAUCUAGUUGUGACUGUCCUGUGUCAGGGUGAUCUAGUUGUGACUGUCCUGUGUUCAGAAUUCAUCGAGGGAGUCUCACAGUUCAGUGUCAAGGGGGACAAGGAGUCAAAGCUUCGGUUCGCCUUCCGGAUCUACGACAUGGACAAGGAUGGCUACAUCUCCAACGGGGAGCUCUUCCAGGUGCUGAAGAUGAUGGUAGGAAACAACCUGAAGGACACACAGCUCCAGCAGAUCGUGGACAAGACCAUCAUCAACGCAGACAAGGACGGAGACGGCAGAAUAUCCUUCGAAGAGUUCUGCUUAGUGGUGGGGGGCCUUGACAUACACAAAAAGAUGGUGGUGGACGUGUGAGCCCGUCCCUCCGCUCCUCUCCCCCCCUCGCUUUCUUCUCCGUCUGUCUCUGAAGAUCUGCUCAAGACAUCUGACAAACGCUCUCUGUGUAUUUCAAUGGAAGUAUUCUCUCUCUCCUUGAAGCCACUUUUUUUCUUAAGAAACCACGGGCCUCGUGAAGCCAACUUUUAAGUGUUAUUGAACUCCGAUCCUCUCAAUAACCCGAAGAAAGACAGAUAUUCUUGUUUGUAAAGAGCAUCACAGUUCAAUGGAGGAGGGAGGGGAGAAAGGUUUGCUUGUUUAUAUUUAGUAAAAAAAAAAAAAAAACUUUAUCUUUUUUUAUAUUUAUUUUCGUUCUGGUCUCUCUUCUUCUUUUUUUUAAUACACAUGUAUAUCUAUAAUGGCUCUCUCGUGGUUAAAUGUGUCGUUAUCUGAGGUGUUACAUUAAAUAAAAUAUUUGAUUUCAGUUCCAAUUGAAAAAAGUAGGGUGUGAAGUGCCAACCAGGACAUAUCCAGAAACCAGAUGAUAUUGUUAUUAUGAACUAUCCACCGUCGCUGUCAGUGAUGGAUGACUAGCGUGACGUCAAGCGCUCCGCUACAGCGUCACACGAUGUUAUGAUGCACAUUUAAUUUUCACAAAUAAACAGCCAUUUCUUGUGUUCCAUUUCCAUCCUCUUGAGCAAGUUGUGAUGAAACAUACAAUAUAAUGUUAUUGUAACAUGAGUGAUAGAGUGUUUUAUUUAUAGUUACUUAUAUUGUUGGAAAUUAUUAUUCUGUUUCUUGUCAGACUUUCUGGGGGGGAAAACAACUAAAUGUCAAGUAGAGAUAGAUGCCAAGAAAGUGGAUUUGUCAUUUAUUGACUUUGAUGACAUGUUUUUACGUUGAACAGUCUGUAUCGGUCCACAUAACAGUCCCCCAAUGCAAAGUAACAGGUAGCCUGGCAGUUAGAGGUUAGCCAGCAACCAGGGGGGUUGCCCGUUAUGAAUUCCGAGGUCUGAUGGGGAAAAAUCAGGUGGGAAGUGAGCAGGCAACGAGAUGGUUGUUGGUGUCAAAUCCUAGAUGCCAUUGCCUGCCGUUGUGACCUUGAGCAAGGCACUUCAACUGCUCCACGGGCCCUGCUCCAACCUGUGUGUGUGUCUUUCGUUUAUUGGGGGGAAUAGUCACGUUUCAGUUGCACCUUGAAUAAAGUGGCCUAGAGCGCAUUACUCAA
This is a messenger RNA of Salvelinus sp. IW2-2015, 1611 nucleotides long. The record is from RefSeq and is a predicted model, not a curated record. NCBI's taxonomy places the organism in Eukaryota, Metazoa, Chordata, Actinopteri, Salmoniformes, Salmonidae.